AGGUGCUCGGAGGCGGCGACAGGGUGCUCAUCUACCUGACCCUCUGGAUCCAGAAGUGCCUUGCCACUGCUGACAGGGCCAGCGGCGCGGAGGACGCCAGCAGGCAGCUGGAGGCGAUGGCCGCGGCCGACCUGCCAGGGCCCGGGGACCCCGGCUUCGUCAUCGCCUCGCUGAUACCCGCGGGCGCCCCGCACGACAACCAGGUCGCGAAGGCGUACCUGAAGCAGCUGAGGCAGGAGACGCUCCACAGGCUGCUGCCCCUCCUGUACGGCGCGGACGGGCAGGCCAACAAGUGGUGGUUCCAGUACGCGAAGAAGCGGUGCGGCAG
Prorocentrum cordatum is the source of this 328-nucleotide messenger RNA. NCBI's taxonomy places the organism in Eukaryota, Dinophyceae, Prorocentrales, Prorocentraceae. The record is from the annotation of a GenBank genome assembly.